CAAAAAUAAUAGACAAACAUGACAAACAGUAAUCAUAAACAAUACAAACUGAAUUUACAUAAACAUUACAGACAAGACUAAUAAAAAUUAAAAAUAGAUCGACAAACAUCACAUUUAGCACUACACCGAAAAAUCCACCUCCGUAGUCUCUGGUCGCCGAAAGGCUACCUCUGAUCGCCUGGAAAAUCUCUUUCUCCUGGAGAAAAGUCCUCAUAAUAGUCACACUUGGAGAGAUAAGUCCCCACAAAAGGUGACCGCCGGCGGGCUUGGAGGGGAAAAUUCCCCACUGCCGGAAAAGUGGACCUCGCCGGAAAAAGUGGUCACCGACGGGGGUGUAUUUCUCUGGGGCGCGAAAGGGAGAGGUCCGGCCAUCUUUUAUAUUUUAAUUAAUAAAUUAAAUAAUCCUACAAUUACUAUAUUGUCAUUCAUUAAAUUGAAUUAGUGAGAGACAUUGGAUUUUAAUGAGAUGUAAUGACUGAGAUUCACUUAGUCAUGUGACCCCCUUAGUCACCUGAUUUUAGAUUUAUAUAUAUAUCUACAGGGCUGUGAGUAAGAGGUAUAAUUAAUUUUUUUCCACAACAAUUCGAGUUAUUGGAUUCAAAUGGAAUAAUGAAUUUUAUAAAUAAUGUACGAAUAAGACUUUUUCAAAAUGGAACCAAAAUAGAUAUUAAAAAGAAAUUUUUGGAAUGAACUGGUUUAUAACACGACAUUAAAGCUUAUUUUAUCGAGUAAUCGUGGGCUUUCAGGCGGUUUCUUCGUUGACUUGAUCGAUUUCUGCAUGCAGUUCCUUCUCGUUGACAAACCCACAAGCAACUGCCUCUCCCAGCUAGUUAGUUUCUUACCCCCAUGCUUUUUGGGGCUACAUACAAACAACAUGUUCCAGAGGUAGAGGAACAAACACCCACGAAACCCACUCCUCUUCCAGUUUUUAUUCAUCAAUUUCACAAAUCACACGAUCCACACACCAUCAUCAAAAUUAAACCACUCUGCCGCCCUCUGCCUAUAUAUAUAUAGUCUCUCUCCCAACACACACAACAAAAUCCAGCAAACUAAACCUGCACACCUUCAUCCCACAGGAAAACCAUCAUCGAUCGUUCUAAUACCAAACAUGGAGAGCAGAAGCGUUACAUUAUUGACUGCACUGGCAAUGAUGCUAGCGCUGUUCCUCGCCGGGCCGGGCCAGUGCCAGCCGUCGUCGGUGGCUGAUCCCGGCAGCUCCUACAAAGGGCACAAGGCGUGCGACCCAAUGUGUUUCGUGAAAUGUGCGCUGUCCGGAGGGGACAUCAACUGCUUCGGCAGCUGCAUACUGCAGUGCCUCUUCCCGACCACCGGCGGAGAGCCCGACCGCACCGAUCCCCAGGCCGCCUGCAUGGCCGACUGCGCCGUCCCCGCCUGCGCCAAGCUCUGCACCAAAGCCGAACCAUUCUCCAAGGGAACGGAACUUUGCCUGGAGUCUUGCGGAGACCACUGCGCAGACGUGAAGAAGCAAGGGAGCGGAACUUCGCCAUGAAUUGAACAUCAUGGUGGCGCGGUUUCAUCAAUGGUGGGGGAUGGACCGUCGUAAAAUUAAGUUCGAUCCUUUGUAAUAUCUUUCACUAUACUAAGAUAUGGGUUUAAAUAAAACGGACACUCAAAUUUACGAAUGAAGUCGGUGUCCAUAUAAUAUGUAUGCAAUUGAUGUAUCGGUUUCAUAUUUCAAUAUAUAUAUAGUUUGAUAAAUGAAGUUUUUUUUUAUAUAUAUUUGGUUCUUAACUCACAACAAUGCAACAUAACCACGAAAUUCCUUAUUUUGUCAUUGCUCCAAAAUCUGGCUACUAUACACAUCUAUGAGGUUGGAACACAAAAUUUUACGCGUAUAUAAGAGGCUUAAUAGAGAAUCCGAGUGUAAGUUCACUAUGUAGUUACGAAUUAUCAAUUUGCUGCUUAUAAAUGAGAUUGUUUGUU
Linum trigynum is the source of this 1944-nucleotide messenger RNA. NCBI's taxonomy places the organism in Eukaryota, Viridiplantae, Streptophyta, Magnoliopsida, Malpighiales, Linaceae. The record is from the annotation of a GenBank genome assembly.